AUGCCCAGCAGCACUCGCUCCGGCGUGCUUGCCACUCGAGCGCCCGCCCCCACCGCCACAGAGACUGCCGCAGAGACUCCGGCAGAGACUCCCACCGCCGAACCUGGCCUCUCGGCCUACGAACUGGAGCGGCUCGCCAACAUACGAGCAAAUGAGGCUAUUCUCGCAUCACUCAACCUUGUGAGCUUCAAAUCAGAGAUGGGGCUCAAGUCCUCCUCAGCGCGUCCGUCGCAGCGCGGCGUCGCCAACGCGUCUCGAAAGCGCUCCUCUUCGACUCCGACCGUCCCGACCCGGCAAUCGUCCCGAACCCGCAAUGUGGCACCAGAGUUCAGUGGGGUUGCCGAGGAGCACCGCGAUGGCCGGAUCGAACUCGACUCGGGAGACAUCAUCGCCCCGGGUGUUGGCAAGCCCGACGAGCGGGACGGCGCACUGCUCCGCCUCGUCACCUCCGGCCAGGAGGGAGGCUCGAGGGAGGAGGCGCCCCGACAAAAGGGCAGGCCGGCCGGCAAGGGACGGGGCGCCGCCAAGCCGCCCGCCGCUGCCUCCUCCCUCGCACGCUGCUCGCUCGCCGAGGCGGACGUGGCCAAGGUGACCAAGUCCGCGGUGGUGCACCUGCAGUUCCAGCCGCGCGACGACACGCUCCUCCUCGCGGCGGGCGACAAGGACGGCCACGUGUCGCUGUGGCACUGCGACCGCGCCGAGGACGACCCGUCCGACGGCGUGCACCUGCACAGGCCGCACAAGCAGUACAUCUGCGGGCUGCGGUGGCAGCCGCACUCGCUAGACUGCCUCUUCUCCGCCUCGUACGACGGGACCGCAAAGUGCCUCCGGCUCGGCCGGCGCGAGUUUGUGACGCUCUGCCACGCCGACAAGGAGUUCUCCGCCUUCACGCUCGGACAGGCCUGCCCCUCCCUUCUCUACCUCGGCACAAACGACGGCGAGGUUGGCGGCUACGACACGCGAGCCGGCGCCCUCUCGCACCCCUUCGCCGCCCGGCACGGCCGCAAGGUGAACACGCUCUCGAUCGACGCCGGGCGCGACUGGCUCCUCGCGUCGGCGGGCUCCGACGCGGCGGUGCACGUCUGGGACGCGCGCAGGCUGUCUGGCGGCGGCGGCGGCGCCAAGCCGGUCGCGACGCUCAGCCUGCCCAAGGCGUCGCAGGCAGCGGAGUGGGCGCCCGACGGCAGCGGCCGGCUCGCGGUCACCUGCUUCGACGACCGGCUCCGCGUCUUCUCGCUCGCGGCGCUGGCGGACAAGGCGGCCGCCUCGAGCGCGAAGAGCGUCCCCGCCGCGAGCGCCGAGCCGGCCCUGGCCGUGCGGCACUGCACCGCGACGGGGCGGUGGGUGGUCCCCUUCCGCGCGACGUGGACGGCGAGCGGCGACGGCGUGCUCGUCGGCGGGAUGAAGAGGACCGCCGAGGUCUACGACCCCGCCAGCGGCAGCAGGCUCGCCUCGCUCAGCUCGGAGCACAUGACCGCCAUCCCGUCGCGCAACGCCUGCCACCAGGGCGGCACCGUCGUCGCCGCCGCGACCAACUCGGGCCGCGUCCACAUCUACAGGACGUGA
Molecule: messenger RNA, 1566 nt
Organism: Emiliania huxleyi CCMP1516
Lineage: Eukaryota; Haptophyta; Isochrysidales; Noelaerhabdaceae
Exons: 5
Coding region: 1-1566 (521 amino acids)
Biological process (GO): regulation of DNA damage checkpoint
Cellular component (GO): nucleus
Molecular function (GO): DNA binding; protein binding
Source: RefSeq, a predicted model, not a curated record